AUGAUACCACCACCGAUUCAUCGUGGAAUGAAAAUUUUACAACGAGAAUUAUUUCGCAUUAAAGUGGAACUAGUUGGAGUCCGUAUCGCUGCAAAUUCUACUGCAAAGUUUUUGAAGGUUUUAAAAGAUGAUUUAUUUCAUCAGCCAAAAAUGAAAAAUGUCGCUAAUGAUCCAGAAUCUAAAGAUACGAGGAUCAUUCUAUUGAAAUCAGAAGUUCAGAGUUUAGAACAAACAAACAAACAAAACUCAAAGCUUAAAGAAUUUAUAGAAUUAAAAUCAUCAAUUAAUCAGUUUGGAUUUAGUAGAUAUACAGUUUUUCAAAAACCAAUUUCUCAAGAAGCAAUUUCUUUCCACGUCAUCAACCCGACAAUAGAACAAAUCGAUGAUGCAAACAUCUCACAAGAAUCCCGAGAUCUGAUCAGUCAUGAAGCGUUGGGCUUCGUCAAGCAUACUGUUGAACUUGAUUACGGGAAUUGGGGUGCCGAUGAUAUCCUGAAAGCUAUUUUGCCGGAAGACAGUGAAGUGCCUUCGUCCUUUACACAGAUCGGGCAUAUCGCACAUAUGAAUUUACGAGAUGAAUUCCUGCCGUGGAAGAAAAUUAUCGGUCAAGUAAUUCUUGAUAAAAAUCCAAAAAUCAAAACAGUCGUCAACAAAACUGAUAUAAUAGAUACAACAUUUCGAUUUUUUAGUAUGGAAAUCUUAGCUGGAAUUGAUAACAUGAUUGCCGAAGUGAAAGAAGGCAAUUGCCGAUUUCGAUUAGAUUUUUCUCAAGUGUAUUGGAAUUCACGAUUACAUUCUGAGCACGAGCGUCUUGUGAAUUUAUUCAAAAAGGGCGAUCAUAUAUGUGAUGUUUUUGCAGGGAUAGGACCAUUUGCGGUUCCUGCAGCGAAAAAAGGGUGUAUUGUAUACGCAAAUGAUUUGAAUCCCAUUUCUUAUAAAUAUUUGCAAGAGAAUGGCGUUCUCAAUAAGGUUCAAUCACGAAUUUUUUCAUAUAAUAUGGACGGACGCGAUUUCAUACGAAAAAUAGUAAAAGACUUGCAUGCUACUUUGGCUAUUGCUGCUACUACCACUACUAGUGCUGCAAUCUCAAAAUCAAUAACCGGGAGUACGUUUAAAACGCAGAGAUUUCAAAUGUUUGAUCAUUUUGUUAUGAAUUUGCCUGCCACAGCUAUAGAAUUUUUGGACGCGUUCAAAGGACUAUAUCACGAAAUGGAAUCCGUGAUCGACUCUCCUUUAACAGAACUACCAAUGAUUCAUUGUCAUUGUUUUUCAAAGAUACACUUCGUGCGGAGUGUUGCUCCAAACAAAGAUAUGUAUUGCGUCAGCUUUCGAUUAAACGCAAGUGUUGCUUUCGGUGCCGUCCCUUCGAAACCUGAAAUCUCAGUUUCUUUGGGCCUUACUGAACAAGCUGAUAAUGAUCACGAGGAAGCGCGAGAAAGAAAGAAAAGGAAAGUUGAAGUGAAUAGUGCUGAUGAUGAUCAUAAUAAUGGCACCAAUGAAAUUGAGGAAAAAUACUAG
Ambispora gerdemannii is the source of this 1518-nucleotide messenger RNA. The record is from the annotation of a GenBank genome assembly. Lineage: Eukaryota; Fungi; Glomeromycota; Glomeromycetes; Archaeosporales; Ambisporaceae.